Danio rerio (zebrafish) is the source of this 3110-nucleotide messenger RNA. Lineage: Eukaryota; Metazoa; Chordata; Actinopteri; Cypriniformes; Danionidae. The record is from RefSeq and is a predicted model, not a curated record.
CCAACCAAUAGUGUUUUCAAAAGCACUGAUUGACCAUAUGUAGCUGUGGCUGCAUAAUUCACGAUUUCCAGAAACGCAUAUAGGUCUACCUUUUCAGAAUGAGCCUAUGUUGUCAAUGGUCUGUCAAUUAGAGUCUCAUUUCUAUAAUUGUUAUCAGCAUCAUUAUUUUGAAUAUGCUAAAAAUGCUAUUAUUACAGCUCUUUCAGUUUAAAGUGAAUCCAUUGGAAAUGAAGUCUGACGAAAACAUCACUGGAACAGUUUGCAGCUUUUCUUUGCAGAGUAGCAACUCUUCAGUCAAAUUCAAAGAUCUUCCAGAAAACAUUGAGAUAUAUUUACCUCAACCUGAAGCAGCUCAGCCUGAAGUUGUGGACGUAACCUGGAAAAAUGGGUUUGCGGUCACCUCGACUUUCAACAUCACAGAUGCAAAUGUGACUGUCGUUGUAACAGCAGUCCCGAAUCGAAACAUAAGCCUCAGUUUUACAUUGCACCCACCCAAUGGGACAAACAUCAGCUCUUGGAAUCAAAGCACUACUGUGACCUAUAAAGAUGGUUAUCGCUGGCUGAUCAACCCUGAUAUGAGAAAGGAAUUGGAUGGGACCUGGAAGGUGUCAGUGUUACCAACUUCUUACACCUCAAGUGAUGUGCUCACCUUCAAAAUGUCUGUUUUUGUAACCAAGUGCCUGUUUUGGGACACAGAUAAUGGACAGUGGAGUAGAGAGGGCUGCAUGGUUGGUCCCAAUACAAUGCCGAACUUAACGCACUGUUUGUGCAACCACACAACGUUCUUUGGGAGCUCCUUCUUUGUGAUGCCCAACCAGGUGGAUCUGUCAAAGACCGCAGCUUUGUUUGCCACAGUAAAUGAGAACUACAUAGUGGUGGUUGUGCUCAGCUGCUUUUUUGCGCUCUACCUGAUCCUUGUAAUGUGGGCCUGGUAUGCAGACCGCAAAGCUCUCCGAACGCGUAAAAUGACUCUGUUGGAGGACAAUCACCCAUGUGCCCAGUACAACUAUCUUGUAAAUGUACAGACAGGCCACAGAAGAAAAGCUGGCACCACUGCCAAGAUAAAGGUGAUGCUCCAGUUUGCUGAAGGGCAGAGUGACUCUUAUAGUUUGUCGGACUCAGAGAAGCCUGUGUUUGAGAGGGGAGGAGUGGAUGUGUUUCUGCUCAGUAUGCCUUUUUCACUCGGUGAACUCCAGAGCAUCGACAUAUCGCAUGACAACUCAGGUGGAAGCCCUGAUUGGUACUUGGACAAAGUGAUGAUCCAGGACUUACAGACGCAGGACGUCUCACACUUUCUGUGCUCCACCUGGCUGAGAGGUGAAACGUGCAAGAGGACAUUCAACUCGGCUAAGAAGAAUGAAAUCGCAAGCUUUGGCAACAUCUUUCAGACACGUACGUCUUCAGGUUUCCGGGACGAGCACAUCUGGGUGUCGAUCGUGGACCCGCCGCGGCGCAGUCCUUUCACGCGGGUACAGAGAGUGUCCUGCUGCAUGUCUCUGCUGCUCUGCACGAUGGCCAUCAACAUCAUGUUCUGGAACCUUCCCACUGAUGCCGAGUCUCCUGUCAUACUAAAGAUAGGUUCGUUUCAGCUGACGUGGCAGCAGUUCAUGGUAGCUGUAGAAAGUGGUCUCUUCAUGUUCCCCAUCAACAUCCUCAUCAUUACAAUCUUCAGACACAUCAAACCACGCAUCCUCCUGAACAAAGGCAAGACAGACUCUUCCAAGAAAACAACACCAGCUGCCAGUGUCUCCAUGAACACCAUCAUACAGGAAACUGUAGGAUUGUUGAAUUAUCUCAGCAAAAGCCCAAAAAACAAUCUGCCUGCCAAAGAAAUCCAGCCUGAGACAAGUGGCGACCUUUUCUGGGCCCUAGACAAAGUCAACCACGUUCUUGAGAUCAUGCAAGCGGAGAGCAUUGGUGACCCUCACUGGUUUUACUGCAGUCAUUUUGUGCUUUACUCACUGAGCCACAUUAAUAACCUGCUGGAGCAUGUGGGGGAAAAAGGCUGCUUCCUUAAUGAGGAGCUUCGGCAGGCUCGCGGGAUAGUCAAUGCCCUGCUCAAGAAGGCUGAAAUUGUGUCUCAAAAGCACACUUCCCAAAGCCAACCAGUAGUUCAAGUACAGAAGAAGAAGCAGGGCUGGUGGUUGCCCUGGUGGUUUCUGUUCAUCGGCUGGUUUCUGCUUUUUGUCAUGAGUGGUAUUUCCACCUUCUUCACACUGCUUUAUGGCUUCCAGUAUGGAAGAGAAUCCUCUAUCCAGUGGGUGGUCACUCUUUCAUUAUCACUGGUCCAAAGCAUCUUCAUCAUGCAACCUCUUAAGGUGAUUUUUGUGGCCAUCUUCUUCGCCAUGAUUCUGAGGCCUGUGGCAGUAGAGAACAAUGAGGAGGUGGAGCUGCUCCUGCAGGAGCAAAAGGAGAAAUGCGAGGAGUACUCUGGCAAAUCAUUAUGCUGAAUAUUCAAAACAAACUAACUAAAGAGGAGGAUUUGGACGAGCUGGAUUUGUGAAGUCAUCAAACUCACCCAACUUUAUUCUAGCUUUGGUGUUGGGAACAGAAGAUGCGGUUUUCAGAACUAUUCAUGAAUUCUGUUGUAGAAUUUAUUUUUAUGUUAAUAUUCAAGACAGCUAUAUGUACAGAAGUUUACUGAAUUUAACAAACUCUGUUUUAGUCUACACUGGUGUAGUAGCAAUGGUCAAUAGUUCAGAACACUUUUUUGUUUUUUGGUUUGUUUUUUUUUAUCAAAUCAAUAAACAAAAGUGAGUUUUUCCCUAAUAAAUCAUGCCAGUAAAGUCAUCUGAAAAAUAAAAAGUUGUCAGCUAUUAAACUAAGAUAUGACUAUAUAUGAAUAUAUUUACAUUCUGGUGGUCAGUAUCAUUCUAGAGAUGCUUAUUUUUAUGUGACUAGAAGAGCGUAUUCUCACUCAUAUUUCGCUUGGUGUUUUGUAGUUGUGUGUCUGCUGUAAUUGUUGAGCUUUGCUUAGUGUCAUCUCAGUCUGUCAAUCUAGAUUAUUAAAAACGUUGAAUCACUAUUCUUUCAACUCUAUGAAAUUAAUUUUAGACAUUCCAUACAAUGUGUUUUAAUAUGCCUCCAAUAAAAAUCUAUUUUGCAGUCCU